GGCGUGGCCAGGAGGGGGCGUGGCCAGGAGGGGCGGCGGGAGCGGGAGGGGCGGCGGCGGCGCGGACAUGGCCAGCGACGCGCUGCAGGGUAGCGCGGGGCUCCCCGAGGGCCCGGGGGACGAUGCCACCGCCGCCACCGCCGCCGAGGACCCCGAGGACCCCGAGGCCAUGGAGGAGGCGGCGGCGGCGGCGGAGCGGGAGCGGCUGCGGCGGGAGCUGCGGCGGGAGCUGGCGCUGGCCGAGGGGGCCGAGCGGCUGCGGCGCGUCACCCGCCACCCCCGGAGCCUGGCCGCCGCCGAGGGGCUGCUGCGGGCCUCCCGCCGCAGCCUGCAGCACCUGCAGCAACGCCUGCAGCGCCUCGACGCCCGCCUGGGUCCCACCCCCGGCCCCGAGGCACCCGAGGCGCCGGGCAGCCCGGGCCGGGCAGCCGCCCAGCGCAGCCGCGUCGCCGGCCUCGAGCGGCAGCUGCACAUCGAGCUCAAGGUGAAGCAGGGCGCCGAGAACAUGCUGCACACCUACGCCAGCGCCCCCGGCAAG
Messenger RNA from Dromaius novaehollandiae (emu), 538 nucleotides. Its product is annotated as serine/threonine-protein kinase N1-like. The annotation marks the transcript as partial. The transcript is spliced from 3 exons. Gene Ontology annotation, biological process: signal transduction. Lineage: Eukaryota; Metazoa; Chordata; Aves; Casuariiformes; Dromaiidae. The record is from RefSeq and is a predicted model, not a curated record.